AGUUCCACUUCACUGAAAUGAAGUUGGUCUUAUUACUUUUCUUAUGGGGAGUUUUCCCCCUUUUAAAUGCUCACAAUAUCUUAGUAGUGCUUCCGUUUUGUGCUCAUAGUCAUUUUAUGUUGGGUUUCAAGCUUGUUUUGGCGUUGAUCGAGAGAAGUCACAAUGUGACUUUAAUUAGUUGUUAUCCUCAAAAAACUCCGAUAAAAAAUUUACACGAAAUAUCUUUGAAAGAGGACACAGAACUUCUGUUCAGGGAAUUUCACGAAGAGUUUUCUGAUACUGGUUCAUACAGUUAUUUUGGUCAAAUGAUAUGGGCAACAAACUUUUCUUACAACUUGGGAAAAGUCACACUUAAAAACAAAGGAGUCCAGGAAUUGAUGAAAAGCAAUUCAACUUUCGAUGUUAUGAUAAUGGAGAAUGUAGCUAACUACGUCAUCGGUAUACUCCGACAUAGAUUCAAUUGUCCAUUGAUUGUACAAUCACCUUUCAUUACGGAUACUUAUCACAAUAAUUUCAUUGAUAAUCCAUUUUCACCAGCUUAUAUUCCCAACCUUAUUGCUACGUACGAUUCGCAUAUGAACUUUUGGGAAAGGCUACAGAAUUUGUACCAAGAGAUUGUGUUACAAUUCAUUAGAGAUUUCAAGAUGAUACCUAACCAGAUAAGUUUGAUGCGUGAACUUUUUCCAGAUGCACCUGAUUUAUAUAAUGUUAUAUUCAAUCCAAGUUUACAUUUUGUACAAUCAAACCCCAGUUUGUUCGAUUCAAUACCUUUACAACAAAAUGUCAAAGAAGUUGGAGGUAUUCAUGUAACCGAGGGCAAACCGCUACCGAAGGAUAUAGAAGAAUUCAUGAACGACGCUAAAGAUGGUGUUAUUUUGUUUUCAAUGGGAUCAUUGUUUAACGGUUCCACUUUUGGAAUGCAUAUGAAAUCAGCUUUAUUACGAACAUUUUCGAAAAUUAAACAAAAAGUAAUCUGGAGCAUCGACGACCAAAGUAUAGCAACAUUAGAUAAUGUUAUGAUUAGAAAAUGGGUACCACAAAAUGAUAUCAUGGCUCACCCAAAUACUAUAUUAUUCAUAUCACAUGGUGGUCUUCUUGGGACAUAUGAAGCAAUUUACCAUGGUGUUCCGAUACUAGGUCUGCCCGUAGCUUGGGAUCAGAAAAGAAACAUAGAAGAAGCUGCAAGAAAGGGGUUUGCUAUUAGAUUAAAUCUUCUAGAGUUCACUGAAGAAGCAUUUUCAAAAGCUUUACAUGAAUUAGUCACCAAUUCUGAUUACAGGUUAAACGCCAAAAAGAGAUCAAGAAUUAUGCGUGACAGGAUAGCGACACCAUUGGAAGAAGCAGUUUUUUGGACUGAGUAUGUUAUCAGGCAUAAAGGAGCGCCGCAUAUUAGACCAACUGUCAUGGAUCUCAAAUGGUAUCAAAGAUAUUUAGUUGACGUUUUGAUAUUCAUUACUGUUAUUCCAAUUCUAGUCAUAUUUGCAAUUAUUUUAUUUGUUAGAACAAUUAUAACCUUGAAAUCGAAAUUGAAACGCGAUUGAAGGACUAUUUUAUAAUGAAUAAAUUAUAUACAGAACUUUGAUUAAACGUUUCCCUAAA
Molecule: messenger RNA, 1599 nt
Organism: Diorhabda sublineata
Lineage: Eukaryota; Metazoa; Arthropoda; Insecta; Coleoptera; Chrysomelidae
Product: UDP-glycosyltransferase UGT5-like
Exons: 5
Coding region: 18-1541 (507 amino acids)
Molecular function (GO): UDP-glycosyltransferase activity
Source: RefSeq, a predicted model, not a curated record